Molecule: messenger RNA, 2074 nt
Organism: Labeo rohita (rohu)
Lineage: Eukaryota; Metazoa; Chordata; Actinopteri; Cypriniformes; Cyprinidae
Gene: lhx1b
Product: LIM homeobox 1b
Exons: 5
Coding region: 40-1248 (402 amino acids)
Biological process (GO): regulation of transcription by RNA polymerase II; neuron differentiation
Cellular component (GO): nucleus
Molecular function (GO): RNA polymerase II transcription regulatory region sequence-specific DNA binding; DNA-binding transcription factor activity, RNA polymerase II-specific
Source: RefSeq, a predicted model, not a curated record
UAACCAAGGACAGCUACGUAGUGACUGGAGUCACAAAAUAUGGUCCACUGUGCGGGAUGCGAGAGGCCUAUUCUGGACCGAUUUCUGCUCAGCGUCUUGGAUAGAGCCUGGCAUGCCAAAUGCGUGCAAUGUUGUGACUGUAAAUGCAAUUUAACUGAUAGAUGUUUUUCAAGAGAAGGACGACUCUACUGCAAAAACGACUUUUUCAGACGUUAUGGCACUAAAUGUGGAGGAUGUGCGCAGGGAAUCUCGCCCAGUGAUCUAGUCCGGAAAGCGCGAAGCAAAGUCUUUCACCUGAACUGUUUCACCUGCAUCAUGUGCAAUAAACAGCUUUCCACUGGCGAAGAACUGUACAUUCUAGAUGAAUAUAAAUUUGUCUGCAAAGAGGAUUACAUGAAUAACAGCAUCGGAAAAGACACAAACCUUCUGUCAAUUACUACGUGCAGUGACCCGAGCUUAUCUCCAGAAUCUCAAGACCCACAGGACGAUUAUAAAGACUCUGAGACUGGACACAUGUCGGACAAGGAGGUCUGCAACAAUGAAAACGACGAGCAGAAUCUGGGUGGCAAACGUCGCGGGCCGAGAACUACUAUCAAAGCCAAGCAGCUGGAAACUCUGAAAGCUGCUUUCGCCGCCACCCCCAAACCUACCAGACACAUACGAGAGCAGCUGGCGCAGGAGACAGGCCUUAAUAUGAGAGUCAUUCAGGUGUGGUUUCAGAAUCGGCGCUCUAAGGAGAGGCGCAUGAAGCAGCUGAGCGCGCUGGGCGCCAGAAGACACAUGUUCUUCCGCAGUCCGAGGAGAAUGAGAGCGCUGGGCGAUCGAAUGGAACCUGGAGAGCUCAUGGCCAACGGCCAUUUCUCUUUUUAUGGCGACUAUCAGGGUGAAUACUAUGGCCCAGGGUCAAACUACGACUACUUCCCUCAAGGUCCACCUUCCUCCCAAGCCCAGACUCCAGGUGAUCUAGGAUUCAUGCCCUCCUCCGGCCCAGCUGGAACCCCUCUAGGGAGCAUGGACCACCAUCACGGAGCCCACCACCCCUCCACUGAGACACAAUGCUUCAGUGAGAUGAUAUCGCAUCACCCAGGGAACUCCCCCAGCCCAGAGCCCAGCGCACCCGCCUCCAUCCACAGUAUCUCCACUGACAUGUGUGACUCCACUCCACCCUUCACAUCCCUGAACUCUCUUAGCAGCAACGGAUACAGCAAUCAACUGUCCUCGGAGCUCAAUGAAGGGACGGUUUGGUAGCAAACAACAGACUAAUUACAAAGUCAGGAUACAAAGAUGUGGACAUGUACUGUUCAUGUGUGAUUUUAUAGCAACAAUAUUUCUAUUUAGUUAAUUUAUUGACAUAACUGUCUAUUUAUUUGAUCAUUUGUUUACCUAUUUAUUUAAUGUAUUUAUCUAUUUAAGCAGCAUUUUGUGUAUUUUGAAAGUGGAAUGUCAAAUAUGGGUCUGCAGACCUUAUAGCUGUGCUAUAGACAAGGACAGUACAAGAAAAGCUGAAACAGAAUGUUUAUAUUUACAACACCUGGUGUGUCUGUUCACAUGUGUAUCAUAAUUUGAUGACUCAGACCUCUUUGCCUUUCAAGGCUUUGCCAUAAUGACACUUGAAAUCAUCUCGCACCAAAAUCUUUCUCUGCUCUCCAUGUGGUGGAGUUACGUUUCCAUUAUGAGUUCCACCAAAUCUCAGAGCGUUUGCCUUUAAAAGGGAAACUUAAAAUUGUCGGGACAAACCCUUUAUUUGAAAUGAAACAUGACUUGAAUUAUAAGACAAAGUCUACCUUCUAAAAAAUGAUUUUAUAUGGUCAGUGGACAGAGAGCAGUCAAUUGUUUACGUGUAUUUUCUUCAGGGGUUUAAAUAUCAACAAUAACUUAACGAACCCUCUUGAUACUGACAUAAACUUUUUUUUUUUCCAAGCAAGAAACCAAACUUUUGUAUUAAUUCAAUUUAUAUUUGAGUUGUGAUUCACUGUACUAGUUUGUAUAAUAUUGUGUUUGCACAAAGAAUACACUACACAGAACAAAACCAUAAAUACAUGUUGACAAAGGAGCACAAAUCCAUAAAUUGCAU